AUGACUGAUAAACCAAAGUUUCAACAUGCAAAGAGUUCUCCCAUGUUAACUAAUGUUCAUGGAAGAGAUCAUGAAGAUAUGUCGAGUGAUAGUAGUGAUAGUGACACAGAAUUGGACUUAUUGGAAUAUCUUAAUAGAAUUGAUCUUUCUUAUAGAGAGAUUAAAUUUAGAAUCCCCAACGAGACUAACCAUAAGAGUGAAAAUACCCAGAAUUUCGUCAAAAGAGUAGCUUUUGAUACCGUGAACAUUCAAUAUCAAGAAGAUGAUUCUGAUGAUGAUGAUUGGGGCAGAAGAAAUAGUCGUUAUGAUGAUCUUAAAGUUGGAUCAUAUGAUUUCUUAUUUGAUGAAUCAAGAGGAAGAUCUCGUAGUAAGAUAUCUCCUACUCCAUCACCACUUCAUAGUCCUAGUGCUAGUCCUAUAAGAUCAGGAGUAUCACCAAUGAGGAAUUCAAUCAGUUCAAUUACCAAUAAUAUAGAUGUUAACAUGGCCAAAUUACUACAAAAGCGUCCCGAAUAUCCUACACAGCCAAUCAUCACUCAUAAAGGAUGUACUUACACAAAGAAACACACUAAGUUCGAAGACUUGUACCUUGGGAAGGUUACAGAUAAACAAGGCAAUUAUUUGCGUCCCGUAUUGCCACGAAGGGUGAUUUUGGUUUACAUUUCCGGAAGACGACAUACGUGGGUUUGUUUGGAUUGGGUUUUGAGUAAAUUCAUAGAGAAUGGUGAUUCAGUUAUUAUAGUAUCUUCGGUUCAUGAAAGUCUUCUCCAGGAACCUCCCCAUCAUCGUAGAAAGAGUUAUGGUUCAUCAUCACCAGAAUUUAGUCGUUAUAAAUCUCGGAAAGGUAAAGCGAAGCCUGAAAUCAUCAAAUUAAUAGCCAGGAAGAUCAUGAAUUAUUCCAUGGAAGUGAUAAAUCCCGAUAUCAUUGCUAAAGUAUCAAUUGAAUUAGCCGUGGGUGAAACAAAACAAGUUCUAAAAGAGAUGUAUAAAUUAUAUGAGCCAAGCGUGGUAGCUACUGGUUCUAAACCCAGAACUAAUAUCGCAGCUCCUUUGAGAUCAUGGACUUCUUCAAAACUUACCGACCGGUUAGUUAAGAACUUUCCUUUACCCCUUAUAGUUACCCCCGCAGUCAAUAUGGGGAGAUUUGAAAGAGACUUACGUAAAGAAAUCAAUAAUAAGUACAAGUUCAGUGAUGAAGAUGGUCCAUAUGAAUUCACAAGGAAGAAAUCUUUCGGUGACCUUCAGUCAAUGUCGUCAAUAUCGUCUGACGAUUCGUAUUCAUCAUUUGAAGAAAUCACUAACAUUUAUGAGAAGUCUAAACGAGACUUACACGAUCAACUUAAUGACAGUUUAACUAAGAAUAACUAUACAUUGGAUUAUUUUGUUGAUGCUCUUAAGUUGAUUUCCCAGAAUUCCAUCGAAUUCUGUGAAGAAAUUCGAAGCAUCGAUCCGAAUUUUAAAGGUAAAGGAGCUAAAUUAGCCGGGGCUAUCACCGGAUCCAAUAAAUGGGGACAACACGGAUACAAGACUAAAUCUUUAUUAGAACCAGUAGAGAAAGCAAAGACUGAUGUUCCAGUAGUUAAGACACCUAAGAUAUCUUUGAAAGAUUUGAAGAGGAAUCUUAAAGAAAAGGAACGUCAAUUACAAGUAGAGAAAUUGAAAUCAAAUGAAAGUGUUGUGUCGAAUGCUCCACCAAGUAUCAACAUCAUAUCACCAGGGAAUUCUAACGAUUCACUCCCUCCAAAACAAACUUUGAAGUUUGUAGGUAUUGAUAAGAAUAAUAAGGAGAAAGAUAUCAGAUCAAUGAAGAAGAUUCAAAAAUCUCUUUCCAAUGACGAUAGUCAAAUGUUUACACGUCCAGCGUUAGAACCAUUGAAAUCACAUCCCGAUUUGACUACUAUAGCUAGUGGAUCUAGUAAAGGUGACGAGAGGGAACAUAAGAAGAAGAAGCUGAAAUUUUGGAAAUUAUUUAAAUAG
Yamadazyma jaroonii is the source of this 1977-nucleotide messenger RNA. The record is from the annotation of a GenBank genome assembly. Lineage: Eukaryota; Fungi; Ascomycota; Pichiomycetes; Serinales; Debaryomycetaceae.